Messenger RNA from Lutra lutra (Eurasian river otter), 4734 nucleotides. It is a transcript of the gene RORB, whose product is annotated as RAR related orphan receptor B. Gene Ontology annotation, biological process: regulation of transcription by RNA polymerase II. The coding region runs from base 240 to 1619 and encodes 459 amino acids. The record is from RefSeq and is a predicted model, not a curated record. Lineage: Eukaryota; Metazoa; Chordata; Mammalia; Carnivora; Mustelidae. Gene Ontology annotation, cellular component: nucleus. The transcript is spliced from 10 exons. Gene Ontology annotation, molecular function: zinc ion binding; nuclear receptor activity; RNA polymerase II cis-regulatory region sequence-specific DNA binding.
ACCAAACAACCAUCAAAACAGUCAUCACCACCAUCAUCAAAACUGUUAACACAGCGGCGGCGGCGGCGGCGGCAAACGUCACCCUCCGGCCAAGGCGUCCGCCUAAAGGGAUGGUUUUCUCGGCGGAGCAGCUCUUUGCCGACCACCUUCUCCACUCGUGCUGAGCAGGAUUUUUGGCUCUCCGGGGUUCGGGCUGGGAGCAGCUUCAUGACUACGCGGAGCGGGAGAGCGGCCACACCAUGCGAGCACAAAUUGAAGUGAUACCAUGCAAAAUUUGUGGCGAUAAGUCCUCCGGGAUCCACUACGGAGUGAUCACGUGUGAAGGCUGCAAGGGAUUCUUUAGGAGGAGCCAACAAAACAAUGCCUCUUACUCCUGCCCACGGCAGAGAAACUGUUUAAUCGACAGAACCAACAGAAACCGUUGCCAGCACUGCCGACUGCAAAAGUGUCUUGCCCUAGGAAUGUCGAGAGAUGCUGUGAAGUUCGGCAGGAUGUCCAAGAAGCAGCGGGACAGCCUGUAUGCGGAGGUGCAGAAGCACCAGCAGCGGCUGCAGGAGCAGCGGCAGCAGCAGAGCGGGGAGGCCGAGGCGCUGGCCAGGGUAUACGGCGGCGGCCUCAGCAACGGCCUCGGCAGCCUGAGCGGCGAGGCGGGGGGCGCUUACGCCAAUGGACACGUCAUCGACCUGCCCAAGUCCGAGGGUUACUACAGCGUGGAUUCCGGCCAGCCGUCCCCGGAUCAAUCUGGACUUGACAUGACUGGAAUCAAACAGAUAAAGCAAGAACCCAUCUAUGACCUCACGUCUGUACCCAACUUGUUUACCUAUAGCUCUUUCAACAACGGGCAGCUAGCGCCAGGGAUCACGAUGACCGAAAUCGAUCGAAUUGCACAGAACAUCAUCAAGUCCCAUCUGGAGACGUGUCAGUACACCAUGGAGGAGCUACACCAGCUGGCGUGGCAGACCCACACCUAUGAAGAAAUUAAAGCCUAUCAGAGCAAGUCCAGGGAAGCGCUGUGGCAACAGUGCGCCAUCCAGAUCACUCACGCCAUCCAGUACGUGGUGGAGUUCGCGAAGCGGAUCACGGGCUUCAUGGAGCUCUGUCAGAACGACCAGAUUCUACUUCUCAAGUCAGGUUGCUUGGAAGUGGUUUUAGUGAGAAUGUGCCGUGCCUUCAACCCAUUAAACAACACUGUUCUGUUUGAAGGAAAAUAUGGAGGAAUGCAGAUGUUCAAGGCCUUAGGUUCCGAUGACCUAGUGAAUGAAGCAUUUGACUUUGCAAAGAAUUUGUGUUCCUUGCAGCUGACUGAGGAGGAGAUUGCUUUGUUCUCAUCUGCUGUUCUGAUAUCUCCAGACCGAGCCUGGCUGAUAGAACCAAGGAAGGUCCAGAAGCUUCAGGAAAAAAUUUAUUUUGCACUUCAACACGUGAUUCAGAAGAAUCACCUGGAUGAUGAGACUUUGGCAAAGUUAAUAGCUAAGAUCCCCACCAUCACGGCGGUCUGCAACUUGCACGGGGAGAAGUUGCAGGUAUUCAAACAAUCACAUCCAGACAUAGUGAACACCCUCUUUCCUCCAUUAUACAAGGAGCUCUUUAAUCCUGACUGUGCCACCGUCUGCAAAUGAAGGCGACCAGAGGACUGUCUCCUAGUCACGGAAUGCAUCACCAUUAAGACAAAAGCAAUGUGUUCAUGAAGACUUAAGAAAAAUGUCUACUGCAACAUUAGGAAUGUCCUGCACUUAAUAGAAUUAUUUUUCACCGCUACAGUUUGAAGAAUGUAAAUAUGCACCUGAGUGGGGCUCUUUUAUUUGUUUUUGAAAUGACCAUAAAUAUACAACUAGAGGACACUGGGUGUUUUGUUUUGUUUUUUUUUUUUAAUUUUAUUUUAUUCGGGUAUGUUUUGGGAGACAACUGUUUAUAGAAUUUUAUUGUAGAUAUAUACGAGAACAGAGCGGUACUUUACAUGAUUACUUUUCCUGUUAAUUGUUCAAAUAUAAUUUAAGAAAACUCCACUGAAUAGGUUUACCUAUUUCUAUGUUUUUAGAUAGUUGAUGCAUGUGAAAAUGUGUAGCUGUCUUGGAAAGCACUGCACAGGUACGUAAUAAGUAUAUAAUAUCUGAGAAUAUUAUAUAUGAUUAUUACUUACACCUGCAUGUGCACUGUGGCUUAAAACACCAUACCCACUAGUGAAGGAGGUUCAGUCAGGCUCCCUCUUAUUAUUUCCCUUCUGUGUUAUCUUUAUGUUAGACAAUCAGGAUUCUGUUUUCCCAGCCAGACUUUUCAGCUAUCGUCUACAGCAGGAUGGUACCGAUUCAGAGAUAAGUCUGUGAAGGAACAAACGUAACACCCAGCCUCUGAGUAAGAACUCUAGCUCUCUCAGUGACAUCAAAGCCUUGUCAGGAUGGUAAAUAUUGUGGGGGGGAGGGGGGGGAGGAAGUAUUUGGAGCCAUUUUCCUGUUUUAAGAAUUAGGCCACAGAUAAUAUUGUGGAGUCCAGAACUUUUUUUAACCAAACAAUCACUGUUUCCUAUUUUUCACCAAGACAUGCAAAACACUUAUUUUUUCUUUGGAUUUUAGGCUGGGAAAGAAACUGAUUUUGGUGCUCAUUAUAUCUUCAGCAGAGAAACACAGCCUGUAGGUUUGAUCACCAGCAAUUUUUUCUAAUAAAAUUAGAGUCACGGCAGAAAUCAGAAGCCAGGGUCCAGAUGCCAUUUCAUGUCAACAUGUCCUCUCUAACCUGUUUUGUUUUGGUUUGGGUUUUUUGGGGCGGUUUGGGUUUUUUUUGUUUUUUUUUUUUUUCGGUGUGUUGUUUUUUUGGUUUUGGCAAAGAAGAGGUAGAAAGAGCACCUACAAAGUAUAGAAGUAUCUCUUUAUAUGCAUUCCCUUUGCCAAGUUUGUUAGAAAAAGCAGCAAUAAAGGGGGAGGCAGGAUUUUAUAUGUCCUAGUGUGGGGCCUCUAAUUUCUCAACUCCAAAAUGCUACACUGUAGGCACAGAGCAAGAACUCGACAGAUAAGGAAAACACAUCUGAGUUAUUCUGUACAACUAAUACACCCCAAAGCCAAAACUAUUUCCCAUGUGGUUUGAAAUCGCAUCAUCCAUCUAGCCUGGGCUUAACUUUUUUUUUUUUUUUUAAGCAACUCGUGCAAAGCACAGAGUGCAAGAGGCAAGACGAAGCUUAGUGAAUUCAGACUUCCUAGGACAAGCCUCCCCUCUCCACCUGCUCUCCAGCCGAGUACCAGGAAAGCAUAAACCCUAAGCAGCUUGUUCGGCUUGGGCUCUGGAGGCCCGAUGUCUUGGGUCUUAGUGGAUCCAAAACAAUAGUUCUUAAAAAGGAAGCUAGAACCGAGCUUUGUGUAAAAGACAAUGACAUGCACCAUCUCCCGGAAGCAUAGCGCAGCUGCCAGCUCUCGAGGCCCCGCCCUCUCCUCCUCGGCAAACGCACCCGCACGCAUGCGCACACACCUGCUUUGAAAAGUUUCCAUCAGUGGAAACUUUGAUUUCCUUUUCAUCUCCGACGCUCUCCUAAAGUUACACGGUCUUGAGAGCCAUCUCCGCGAUGCCACCGCACCCCUCCUUGAUGAUCAGACAGUAGCGCUAGUCUUUUCUUCUAGAAAACAGAGCCUUUUCCCACUCAUGAUUGAUGAAUUCCAAACCAAUGGGGAAAAACAAAAAGGCUUUAAAAUAAUGACUCUCUUUCUCAACUACUGUUAUAUUCAAUUAAUUUAACUACAUUGAACCAAAUUACCUUCGGUGUCUAAGAAGACAGCUGCGCACUGCGUGUUAUGCUGCUGCGGGGACUUGGUUGUUUCUGGUGUAAAUGUCACUCCUGCUAGCUCUUUGUAUAAAGAAUUAAUUCCAAGAGUCAUAUUUCCUUCUAAUGGAAAGAUUACUUUACUGAUUGCUAGGAAAACAGGGUAAUGGAAGGCGCUCAAUUAAACCAAGCCGUUUCCAAAUGCAAUGUAUGUUUUAUGAUUGGCUUGUGACAGGCAACGCUUAAUGUGUCUACUUGGUGUUUCCCUUUGAGCUUUGAACUUAUGUCAAACUUUGCUUUCAUCGUUCUGUUGGCCUCGUGUUUUCCGUUGUUGGCCUGUAAUUCCUGCUCCGUUGCAAAGGGAAUCAUUUGUUUCCUCCGGUCUACCUUCGAGGAUUUAAAUUGGCUCAAUUGAUGAAGUGGCUGAGAAUUUUUUCCUCCCUCGUCCCAUGGGCGAUGUAGGAAAAGGAUUAUUUCCCACAUGUGCCUCAGGAGGUACCAGAUUUGAAUUUGUUUGUCAUUUCUACCAGUACGAGCAUUUCACUGGGACAGCAGGAACCUUUUGAAGUGAGGGCACAGGAAACAGCAAAUGACUGAAUGAGAACAAAACAGUGGCAACCAGUACACGCUCAGGCCACUUCAGCUGAGAAGAGAGAUUUCCAUUUUGCGCCCCAGUUGCCAAAUCUGUCCCUGAAAAGAGAACCAGGUCGUAUCUUCGGUGGCGACAUAGGCCUUUCCAAGCUGCCUUUUGAACAUCUCCUAUGACCACAUCUCAAGGUAUUUUGAAAUUUGGUUGAGAACAACUUUGUGUACCACAUGCAAUUUUUGUCCCUUCCCUGUGAAGACGCGCAGGGGUUCCCACCACCUUCAUGAUACAAUGCACACUGGACCAGAGAACCCGCGAUCUGUACUCUUCACUUCAUGCUUCGUAAAUGACAAUCACUGCUUGGUGCAAAUAGUGCACUGUACCCACUCAGGGAUGUUUCAUU